Molecule: messenger RNA, 3296 nt
Organism: Effrenium voratum
Lineage: Eukaryota; Dinophyceae; Suessiales; Symbiodiniaceae
Source: the annotation of a GenBank genome assembly
AUGCGCCGCUCGCCAACGGUGACAGUCUUGCUGGCGGCAUGCUGCAUUUUGGGCUUUGUCGCCAAGUUGGGCUUCGUUGCUCCGGCGCCGCGGCACCAUCGCAGGUGGUUUCGGGUGGAAAUGGCCCGCGGAGCGGAGGCCAUGGAAGCAGCGGCAACGGCGGGGCUUGCGCCGAUGGACGCCUCGUUGCUCACGGCUGACCUGUCGCCCUUGGAGAAUCCCAACAUCACCUUCGUGGUGCUGCUCUCGAUGUUUUCCAUGUCCAUCGCUAUGGUGGUCUGGGGCCGCAACGGCUUCUGUUGCUGGCGGGCUGAUCCCUCCACGCUGCCCGCCAUGUCGACAGAGUGCCUGUUACGCUGCAACCAUGGCCAUCCCAUCACUGAGAUGGAGGAAACCGAGCAGUGCCGAAGAAGGCUGUAUAUUUUGGGGACCGUUUGCAGCCUCUGUGACCGCAAGAUCGAGAGCUGGCAGGCUCGAUGGCACUGCGAUCACAGCUGCAACUUCAUAGUGUGCGAUGAUUGCGUGACUCGGAAAUUCCUCGACCUUGCCAGCGAUUUGCAUGAGAUGAGCCCCUCCAGCAUCGCGCGGAAGGCGGGGCUGGUGCCCUGGGAGCUGCGGGGCACCAAGGAGUUCAACGAGCUGCGCCUGGCCUCGGAGCGCCCCGGCCUAGAGCUGCCGCAUGCCUUGGGCUUGGUGGUGACGAAGGCCGUGAACGUCCCAGAGCUGCUUCGACGCAGCGCCCACCAGACCCCGGUGGCCUCCGCGGCCAUCGUGGGCCCCAUGGCGGCGGGGGCGCUCUGCGGCGUGCCGGGCAUGAUGGUGGGCGCGGCGGUGGGCACCACUGUCUACGGCGUUCGGCAGAAGUGGAUGGAUUCGAGCCAUCCAGACGGUUUGUGCGACCCAGUUGUCCUGGUGGAGGUUCUCAGUGGGAAUGAGACUCUCGCAGCUGCAAGGUCCCAUGUGGUUCCGAGAAAUCGAAACCCAGUGUGGGAUCAAACUCUGAGUCUGCCAUCCGCGGAAGAGGGCGAGACGGAGCCUUUGCGGCAGCAGGGGUGCACGUGGCGCGCCGCAUUUCGCAGCAAAAACCGCAAGAGUACCCGACUGGCUGCAGCGAAGAACGUCCCUCCUGACAAGUGGGACUUGGAGAGCGCCACUCUCCGCAUUACGCUCUAUGACAGAAGCGUGGUGAGCCAGAUCAUCGGGGAUGUGAGUCUUCCUUUGCAGCAGUUGGUGGCGGACCGGGAGGGGGACUAUUUGGUCACGGAUGCCUACGGCGAAGCCGUCUUGGGCGAUGUGCCGCCGCGCUGGCCGUGCAAGAUUUCAUUGUCGGUGGUGGAGGAGUCGCUGCCAAAGACGUGGAACGUGCCGCCCGAAUCGGGGAGCGACCUUACAUCGUAUCCGAUGCACGUGUUCAUGAUGACGCGGGGCACCCGCGGGGAUGUGCAGCCCUUUGUGACGCUGGCGCGGGGGUUGGCGGAGACGCACGGGUGGCUGGUCACCAUUUGCACCGAGCUGACCCAUGCGGACUUUGUGAGGAAAUGGUCUGACGUCUCCAGGGGCCGGAUAAGAUUUCGGCCGAGCGGCGGGAACACCGAGGCAAAGAUGGACACGUUCGGCUCCCACUUGCUGCUAUCCACCCGCACGGAGUUUCUUCAAAUGAUCGCCCUUUCGCGGUCGGAAGCCGAAUUCUUCUCCAGCGCCACCGUGUUCGUGGAUGAGGUAUUGGCUGCGGAGAAGGGGCCUCGACCUGUGGACCUCAUUAUGUUUGGCUUCACUUUGGCUGGCGUUGCCGCUCUUGUCAGCGAGUACUGCAAGAAGCCCCUCAUUGGUUUUAUUCUGCAGCCCAGUUGUAUUCCAAGCACAGACCAGGACUGGAAGGCCGUGAUGGCCAUCGAUGGCGCGGAAGGUCACAGCCUGCUGGAUGCCAUUGAAGAGAUGGCCUUCACAUCCCACAACUCGCUGAAAGUUCUCAAGGAUUUGGCGGAAAAGAAUCCAUUUGCAUCAAUGAACCUCAACAAUCUGCGCCUCAUGUUUGGCCUCGGAUGCGUGGACGACACCUGGCAGGCGCUACUCGAUGCAAAGGUUCCGAUCAUCAUUCCGAUGGCUCCGGGUACUUUUCAGCGACCUGAGGACUGGCCGGAGAGCAUCAUCCAGACGGACUUCCUUUUCCUGCGGCGCAAGGAGGCAGCCGCCGCGAAGUCCAGGUCUCUGGGGGAUGCUGGCACCUUCAUCAGCAACGCGAGGAAAGCAGGUGCAAAGCUUUGCCUCAUCAGCUUCAGCAGUAUGCCAGUGCAGCGCCGGACCCUUUUGCGAAUCAUUCUCAAGAUCAUCGCAGAUUGCAAGUUCCCGGUGCGCGUGAUUUACGUGGGCCGCAUCGAGCAAGGGCCAGAUGACUUGGAAGAAGCGGCGAAGAAAUGCAAGGAGCUGCAGACCUUCUUCGAAGCCAAAGCGGUCGACUUUGGUUUGCUGUUCCCUGAGAUAGACUGCUUCAUCGUGCACGGCGGUCUUGGCACAACGGUCGAGGCGUUGCGCACUGGAAAGCCAACUUGUGUCAGCGGCCCGCUGCUGAUGGAUCAGCGCUUCUGGGGCUACGCUUGUCAUGAGAAGGGUGUCGGCCCCAGGCCCGUGUUCAUCACCGACUUUGAAAAGCAGUGCGUCCACUACGUCGACAAUGCACUGGAUCCGGAAGACCCCGAGCAUUGGCAAGCCAAUGCCAGAGACAAUCAGUUUGCAGGGUCGGACGAUGAUGGUGUGGAAGUCAAUGUGCGGUGUGUCAAGGAGUUGUCUGACCUGAAGCUGUUGCUGGCGACGAAGCCGGAGGCGUCGGACGAGCAGACGGCUGGGCGCAGCUGGUUCUGUUGCGGGGCUGGGCGCGGCGUGUCUGAGCCGGAGCGGCUGUCGGAUGUUAUGACGCCAGCCAGGUCCUCAGAUGCCAGCCUCCUACGUACAGGGUCAGAACCUCGGAAGACCGCGGCCUCCCGCUGGAGACGACGGGCGAGAAGUUCGCCUCCCAGCCAGGUGGCUCGCCUCAACGAUGGAGAGGUCGGAGUCGCCUUAAACGCCAUCUGCGCCUUUGGCAGCACCUGCGAGAAAGGCGAAACUCUCUCAUCCAGAAUUGCGUCUUCAGUGAUUUGGUGAACCUGCUCCGGAACGUGAACGGGACCAAGACUUGCUGGACAAGCUGGAGACGCUCUCCAUUUGAAGCGUUUCGAGCAGGCUGAAGGUUGAACUCGCAAUCUCUUGUAGAGCUGGCACAGCGGGAAGCCUGCAGAACAAGCAUCUGGAUGAUUUCGUUG